Varanus komodoensis (Komodo dragon) is the source of this 2615-nucleotide messenger RNA. It is a transcript of the gene ELP2, whose product is annotated as elongator acetyltransferase complex subunit 2. The transcript has 22 exons. Gene Ontology annotation, biological process: tRNA wobble uridine modification. The record is from RefSeq and is a predicted model, not a curated record. Gene Ontology annotation, molecular function: protein binding. Gene Ontology annotation, cellular component: elongator holoenzyme complex. Lineage: Eukaryota; Metazoa; Chordata; Lepidosauria; Squamata; Varanidae. The coding region runs from base 1 to 2472 and encodes 823 amino acids.
AUGGCCGCGCCCGUAGAAGUGGGCUAUGUCGCUUGCUGCGCCAACCGCGCCGGCCCCGGCGUGGUCUCCUGGGGACGAGCGGGGCUGGUGGCGUUCGGGUCGUGCCACUCCGUCGUCCUCUACGACCCGCAGAAAAGAAAAGUAGUUGGAACACUGAAUGGUCACACUGACAGAGUUAAUUGCGUCCGAUGGAUUCACAGAAAUGAUGAGUGUUAUGAAAUGGAGUUGAUUUCUGGAGCGUCUGACAAACAACUUAUUUUUUGGAAAACGCAAAAUGCAAAGCUUGUGCAUUCCAUUCACUUCCAUGGCCACACUGAAGCAGUUUGCGCUGUGGAUGCUGUUUACACAAGAAACGAAUCUGCAGCAGAGUCAAAUCUCCUGGUUGUUUCUGCAGCUUCUGACUCUACUGUCAGAAUCUGGUCCAAGCAAGGAACCGAUGUUGAAUGCCUGCAGACUCUGCUGUUCGGAAAUGGGUUUGCCAUGGACGUCUCUUUGUCCUUUUUGCCUGGCAGUGACAUGCCAGUGCUGGCUUGUGGUGGUGAUGACUGCAAAAUUCAUUUAUUUGUGCAACAGGCUGGAGAGUUUCAGAAAACCUUGCUGCUUCAUGGCCACGAAGACUGGAUAAGAGGGGUUGAAUGGGCGCUUUGUGAUGGAGAGCUCUUCUUGGCUAGUUGUGCUCAAGAUUGUCUGAUAAGAAUCUGGAAGAUGCACAUGACUUCAUCACUUGUGGAAAUCCAAGAUGAAGACACUGUUAGGUUGAAAGACAAUGUGUUCAGUGUGAAAAAUAGCAAUGGUUCAGAUACAUCUUUUGCUGUUACAUUAGACUCUGUAUUAGCUGGACAUGAAAACUGGGUAUAUGCCAUUCACUGGCAGCCUUCGUUUCUCAAAGAUGGCAGGAUGGAACAUCCAAUGAAGUUGCUGUCUGCUUCAAUGGACAAAACUGUAAUUUUGUGGGCUCCAGAGGAGGAGUCUGGGAUGUGGCUGGAGCAGGUUCGAAUAGGAGAAGUAGGUGGAAACACACUUGGGUUUUUUGACUGUCACUUCAGCCCGGAUGGUUCAAUGAUUCUGGCGCAUGCUUUCCACGGAGCCCUGCAUCUUUGGAAACAGACUUCAGUAAGCCAGCGAGAAUGGGCUCCGGAGGUGGUGAUUUCCGGGCAUUUCAAUGCUGUUCAGGAUGUGACGUGGGAUCCAGAGGGAGAAUUUAUCAUCUCUGUUGGUUCUGACCAAACUACUAGAAUUUUUGCCCCAUGGAAAAGAGCGAACGGAGAAGAGGUGUCGUGGCACGAGGUGGCAAGACCCCAGGUGCAUGGAUAUGACAUGCAGUGCUUAGCGAUGAUCGGGCGGUUCCAGUUUGUGUCUGGAGCGGAUGAGAAAGUGCUUCGGGUAUUUACCGCACCUAGGAAUUUCAUAGAGAACUUCAGCACCAUUUCUGGAAUAUCUCUGGAGAAACUGCUUUCUGGACAAAUGCUUGAUCUUCCAGAAGGCGCUACUGUACCAGCAUUAGGCUUGUCCAAUAAGGCCGUCUUUCAAGCGGGAGAGACGACCGUUCAGGUAAGUCAACAGGAGGAAACACUUAGCGAUGCUUCCAGCCAGUAUCAUGACAGCUACUUUCAGCCGUGUAGUCUUACAGAGCCUCCUACAGAAGAUAAUCUCUUGCAGAGAACGCUGUGGCCUGAAACUCAAAAAUUAUACGGACACGGCUAUGAGAUUUUUUGUGUUGCCUGCAAUAAUGCAAAAACGGUGAUUGCGUCAGCAUGUAAGGCUUCUAAAAAAGAACAUGCAGCCAUUAUUUUGUGGAGUACUACAACCUGGAAGCCGCUACAGAGCUUAUCUUUUCACAAUCUGACAGUGACACAAAUGUCUUUUUCACCCAAUGAUAAAUUCUUGUUAGCAGUUUCCAGAGACAGGAAAUGGACCCUUUGGAAGUGCGAAGAUACUAGCCCAUCAGAAUCAGAAGCUGCUUUCAGCCUCUUCGCUUGCACGGACAAGAUGACCGCCAUGCACGGCCGCAUCAUUUGGUCCUGUUCCUGGGCUCCAGACAGCGAGUAUUUCGUUACUGGAAGCAGAGACAAAAAGGUCAUCAUCUGGGGCAAAUGCUGCUCCUCAGAGGAGAAUAAAGAGAACGAGCCAUGUCUGAUCCAGCCGUGUUCGCCGGUCCUGGACGUGGGGGUCUCUGUCACGGCCGUUAGUGCCAGCCCGGUGCUCGCUCUUGAUGGCAGCUACAUCAUUGCAGUAGGAACAGAAUGUGGGAAGAUUUACCUGUACAAAUGGAACCCGCUUUCCGAUUGGACCAAAUGUGCCGAGACAGACGACAGCCAGAGCCACAAUCUUGUCGUCAAGCGGCUGUGCUGGAGAAGCCGUGCAGGCAGAGCUGGGCGGGACCCGCCCGGGAGCAGCGACUGGCUCCAGCUAGCGAGCUGUGGAGCUGACUUUGCCGUCAAGAUCUUCAACAUUCGCAGAGACCACCUUUAAAUGAGUGCUCUUGGCCAGGUUCUUGGCAUGUCUGGAUAUCCACUGUUUUCUAAAGGAAAAAAUGCAUUUCCAGUCCUGAAAGCUGUGGCAUCUGACACAAUCUACUUUGAGAUUAUUUAUUAAAUGUUUUGGAUAAGCAUCAA